Messenger RNA from Oncorhynchus kisutch (coho salmon), 5332 nucleotides. RefSeq names its product NLR family CARD domain-containing protein 3-like. Lineage: Eukaryota; Metazoa; Chordata; Actinopteri; Salmoniformes; Salmonidae. Gene Ontology annotation, molecular function: protein binding. The annotation marks the transcript as partial. The transcript is spliced from 6 exons. The record is from RefSeq and is a predicted model, not a curated record.
GAGAAAAUUAUGACAUUUGUGAAGAACGAGCUGAAGAUGUUCAAGAGGAUUCUUAGUCCAGAACUCCCAGAAGGCUUUGAGAGUCAGAAGCAGGAUAAGGAAGUGGUGGACGCUGAAGAUGAGAAGCAGGAGAGCAGUGCCAGAGAGGGGGCUCUGAAGAUCACACUGCACAUCCUGAGGAAAAUGAACCAGAAGGAGCUUGCUGACACACUGGAGAAAUAUGAUCCUGCUGUGAUUUGCCAACGUGAACUCAAAUCUAAUCUAAAGAAGAAGUUUCAAUGUGUAUUUGAGGGGAUCGCUAAACAAGGAAACCCAACACUUCUCAAUAAGAUCUACACAGAGCUCUACAUCACAGAGGGUGGAACAGGAGAGGUCAAUAAUGAACAUGAGCUGAGACAGAUUGAGACAACAAACAGGAAACAAGCAAGACCAGAGACUGCAAUCAAAUGUAACGACAUCUUCAAACCCUUAACUGGACAAGACAAACUUAUCAGAACUGUGCUGACAAAGGGAGUCGCUGGCAUUGGAAAAACAGUCUCUGUGCAGAAGUUCAUUCUGGACUGGGCUGAAGGAAAAGCAAAUCAGGAUGUCCAAUUUGUAUUUUCAUUCCCUUUCCGGGAGCUGAAUUUGAUGAAAGAGGACAAACACACUUUCAUUGAACUUCUCAAUCACUUCUCAAUGGAAACCAAACAAUCAGGAAUCUCCAUCUACAACAAGUACAAAGUUCUGUUCAUCUUUGAUGGUCUGGAUGAGUGCCGACUGCCCCUAGACUUCCAGAAGAACAAGAUCUGUUGGGACGUCACAGAGUCAACCUCAGUGGAUGUUCUGCUGACAAAUCUCAUCAAGGGAAAUCUGCUUCCCUCUGCUCUCCUCUGGAUAACUACCCGACCUGCAGCAGCCAAUAAGAUCCCCCCUGAGUGUGUUGACCAGGUGACAGAGGUACGAGGGUUCAAUGACCCACAGAAGGAGGAGUACUUCAGGAAGAGAUUCAGUGAUGAGGACCUGGCCAACAGAAUCAUCUCACACAUAAAGACAUCAAGGAGCCUCCACAUCAUGUGCCACAUUCCAGUCUUCUGUUGGAUUUCUGCAACAGUCCUUGAAGACAUACUUAAACAUAAGAGAGAAGAGAUGCCCAAGACUCUGACUGAGAUGUACACACACCUUGUGGAGUUUCAUAGCAAACAGAAGAAUGAAAAGUAUCUUGGGAAAGAAGAGACAGGUCCACACUGGAAUAAACAGAGCAUUCUGUCACUGGGAAAACUGGCUUUUCAACAGCUUGUGAAAGGCAAUCUGAUUUUCUAUGAAGAAGACCUGAAAGAGGCUGGCAUUGAUGUCAAUGAAGCCUCAGUGUACUCAGGAUUGUGCACACAGCUCUUUAAAGAGGAAUGUGUGCUGUACCAGGACAAGGUGUACUGCUUUGUUCAUCUGAGCAUUCAGGAGUUUCUGGCUGCUGUAUAUGUGUUCCUCUCAUUCAUCAACAACAAUGAGAAUCUAAUGGACAAACUGCAAACAAACGACAAGCCUAAAGUUACUGUCUACAAGAGUGCUGUGGAUAAAGCCUUACAAAGUGAGACGGGAAACCUGGACCUUUUCCUCCGCUUCCUUCUGGGCCUCUCACUGGAGUCCAAUCAGAAGCACUUACAAGGUCUACUGGCAAAGUCAAGAAGCAGCUCACAGAUCCAUGAAGAAACAGUCAAGUACAUCAAGGAGAAGAUCAGGGAGAAUCCCUCUCCAGAGAGGAGCAUCAAUCUGUUCCACUGUCUGAAUGAACUGAAUGACCAUUCUCUAGUGGAGGAGAUCCAACGAUACCUGAGAUCAGGAAGUCUCUCAAAACCCAACCUGUCACCUGCACAGUGGUCAGCUCUGGUCUUUGUGUUGCUGACUUCAGAAAAGGAGUUGGAUGUGUUUGACCUGAAGAAAUACUCCAGAUCAGAGGAAGGUCUUCUGAGGCUGCUGCCAGUGGUCAAAGCCUCCAGAGCUGUUCUGCUGUCAGGCUGUCUAGUCACAGAGGAAGGCUGUGCUUCUCUGGUCUCAGCUCUGAGGUCAAACCCCUCACACCUGAGAGAGCUGGACCUGAGUAACAACGACCUGAAGGAUUCAGGAGUGAAGCUGCUCUCUGCUGGACUGGGGAAUCCCCACUGUAAAGAGGAUCCACACUGCAGACUGGAGAAACUCAAUGUGGAACAUGGUGGAGAGUACACAAUGAAACCUGGACUUAGAAAAUAUGUCUGUGAUCUCACACUGGACCUAAACACAGUAAACAGACACCUUGCUCUGUCUGAGGAGAACAGAAAGGUGACAUGGAGGACAGAGGAGCAGCCGUAUCCUGAUCACCCAGAGAGAUUUGAGGACUGUGAACAGGUGCUGUGUAGAGAGGGUCUGACUGGGCGCUGUUACUGGGAGGUAGAGUGGAGUGGGAGAAGGGCUGAUAUAGGAGUGACAUAUAAAGGAAUCAGCAGGAGAGGAGGGGUUAAGGACUGUUAUCUUGGAUGGAAUGACAAGUCCUGGAGUCUGAACUGCUCUGACAACAGUUACAUUGCCUGGCACAAUAAUAAUCCCACUACAAUAGACGUCCCCUCCUCCAGCUCCCACAGAGUAGGAGUGUAUCUGGACUGGCCAGCCGGCACUCUGUCCUUCUACAGAGUCUCCUCUGACACACUGACCCACCUGAACACAUUCACCUCCACAUUCACUGAGCCCCUCUAUCCAGGGAUUCAUAUUUGGUAUGAUGGUGACUCAGUGUCUCUGUGUCAAAUACAACAUGAUGUUUCACUCUAGUCAGGGUCAUGUUCAGUAAGACACUCUAUCCAGGGUGUUUGGUAUGAAUAUCUCUCUAGUGUGUUAACCUCUCUAUCCAGGGUGUUUGGUAUGAAUAUCUCUCUAGUGUGUUAACCUCUCUAUCCAGGGUGUUUGGUAUGAAUAUCUCUCUAGUGUGUAAACCUCUCUAUCCAGGGUGUUUGGUAUGAAUAUCUCUCUAGUGUGUUAACCUCUCUAUCCAGGGUGUUUGGUAUGAAUAUCUCUCUAGUGUGUUAACCUCUCUAUCCAGGGUGUUUGGUAUGAAUAUCUCUCUAGUGUGUAUACCUCUCUAUCCAGGGUGUUUGGUAUGAAUAUCUCUCUAGUGUGUUAACCUCUCUAUCCAGGGUGUUUGGUAUGAAUAUCUCUCUAGUGUGUUAACCUCUCUAUCCAGGGUGUUUGGUAUGAAUAUCUCUCUAGUGUGUAAACCUCUCUAUCCAGGGUGUUUGGUAUGAAUAUCUCUCUAGUGUGUUAACCUCUCUAUCCAGGGUGUUUGGUAUGAAUAUCUCUCUAGUGUGUUAACCUCUCUAUCCAGGGUGUUUGGUAUGAAUAUCUCUCUAGUGUGUAAACCUCUCUAUCCAGGGUGUUUGGUAUGAAUAUCUCUCUAGUGUGUUAACCUCUCUAUCCAGGGUGUUUGGUAUGAAUAUCUCUCUAGUGUGUUAACCUCUCUAUCCAGGGUGUUUGGUAUGAAUAUCUCUCUAGUGUGUAUACCUCUCUAUCCAGGGUGUUUGGUAUGAAUAUCUCUCUAGUGUGUUAACCUCUCUAUCCAGGGUGUUUGGUAUGAAUAUCUCUCUAGUGUGUUAACCUCUCUAUCCAGGGUGUUUGGUAUGAAUAUCUCUCUAGUGUGUAAACCUCUCUAUCCAGGGUGUUUGGUAUGAAUAUCUCUCUAGUGUGUUAACCUCUCUAUCCAGGGUGUUUGGUAUGAAUAUCUCUCUAGUGUGUUAACCUCUCUAUCCAGGGUGUUUGGUAUGAAUAUCUCUCUAGUGUGUUAACCUCUCUAUCCAGGGUGUUUGGUAUGAAUAUCUCUCUAGUGUGUUAACCUCUCUAUCCAGGGUGUUUGGUAUGAAUAUCUCUCUAGUGUGUUAACCUCUCUAUCCAGGGUGUUUGGUAUGAAUAUCUCUCUAGUGUGUUAACCUCUCUAUCCAGGGUGUUUGGUAUGAAUAUCUCUCUAGUGUGUAUACCUCUCUAUCCAGGGUGUUUGGUAUGAAUAUCUCUCUAGGGUGUUAACCUCUCUAUCCAGGGUGUUUGGUAUGAAUAUCUCUCUAGUGUGUUAACCUCUCUAUCCAGGGUGUUUGGUAUGAAUAUCUCUCUAGUGUGUUAACCUCUCUAUCCAGGGUGUUUGGUAUGAAUAUCUCUCUAGUGUGUUAACCUCUCUAUCCAGGGUGUUUGGUAUGAAUAUCUCUCUAGUGUGUAAACCUCUCUAUCCAGGGUGUUUGGUAUGAAUAUCUCUCUAGUGUGUUAACCUCUCUAUCCAGGGUGUUUGGUAUGAAUAUCUCUCUAGUGUGUUAACCUCUCUAUCCAGGGUGUUUGGUAUGAAUAUCUCUCUAGUGUGUAUACCUCUCUAUCCAGGGUGUUUGGUAUGAAUAUCUCUCUAGUGUGUAUACCUCUCUAUCCAGGGUGUUUGGUAUGAAUAUCUCUCUAGUGUGUAAACCUCUCUAUCCAGGGUGUUUGGUAUGAAUAUCUCUCUAGUGUGUAAACCUCUCUAUCCAGGGUGUUUGGUAUGAAUAUCUCUCUAGUGUGUAAACCUCUCUAUCCAGGGUGUUUGGUAUGAAUAUCUCUCUAGUGUGUUAACCUCUCUAUCCAGGGUGUUUGGUAUGAAUAUCUCUCUAGUGUGUUAACCUCUCUAUCCAGGGUGUUUGGUAUGAAUAUCUCUCUAGUGUGUUAACCUCUCUAUCCAGGGUGUUUGGUAUGAAUAUCUCUCUAGUGUGUUAACCUCUCUAUCCAGGGUGUUUGGUAUGAAUAUCUCUCUAGUGUGUAAACCUCUCUAUCCAGGGUGUUUGGUAUGAAUAUCUCUCUAGUGUGUUAACCUCUCUAUCCAGGGUGUUUGGUAUGAAUAUCUCUCUAGUGUGUAAACCUCUCUAUCCAGGGUGUUUGGUAUGAAUAUCUCUCUAGUGUGUAUACCUCUCUAUCCAGGGUGUUUGGUAUGAAUAUCUCUCUAGUGUGUUAACCUCUCUAUCCAGGGUGUUUGGUAUGAAUAUCUCUCUAGUGUGUAAACCUCUCUAUCCAGGGUGUUUGGUAUGAAUAUCUCUCUAGUGUGUUAACCUCUCUAUCCAGGGUGUUUGGUAUGAAUAUCUCUCUAGUGUGUUAACCUCUCUAUCCAGGGUGUUUGGUAUGAAUAUCUCUCUAGUGUGUUAACCUCUCUAUCCAGGGUGUUUGGUAUGAAUAUCUCUCUAGUGUGUUAACCUCUCUAUCCAGGGUGUUUGGUAUGAAAAAUAUGUAGUAGCAUUACUUUAAGGUUAAUAUAAAUGAUAGGUGUGUACAAUCGUGUUACUCUGGUUGUGUAAAUUGCUGUUUUCACAUAAAUCUGUACCUAAUUCAC